This is a messenger RNA of Prosopis cineraria, 804 nucleotides long. RefSeq names its product cytochrome b5-like. The record is from RefSeq and is a predicted model, not a curated record. NCBI's taxonomy places the organism in Eukaryota, Viridiplantae, Streptophyta, Magnoliopsida, Fabales, Fabaceae. Gene Ontology annotation, cellular component: intracellular membrane-bounded organelle; membrane. Gene Ontology annotation, molecular function: heme binding. Bases 199 to 603 code for a protein of 134 amino acids. The transcript has 3 exons.
GUGGGAGGGUAGUUGGUGAUGACAGAACCAUUUUACCCUCACCAACCCCGCUAGCAUUUAGCAACCAAAUUUGCUGUUCUCAGUCUCACCAACCUUCCUUCAAAUCCAACUCAAUUUAAAAUCCCUCACAAGGGUCCGCGAUUUCCGAAAAUUUUCAGCUUCUUUUCUUUCCUCCUUCUAUCUCGUCUCUUCUUGGCAAUGGGAGGCGACCGUAAGUCCUACACGUUAGGUGAGGUCUCUCAGCACAACCACCGCCACGACUGCUGGCUCGUCAUUGGUGGCAAGGUUUAUGAUGUAACAAAAUUCUUGGAGGACCACCCAGGUGGGGAUGAGGUUUUGCUGUCAGCCACAGGAAAAGAUGCAACUGAGGAUUUUGAGGAUAUUGGUCAUAGUACCACAGCGAAAGCAAUGUUGGAUGAGUUCUACGUCGGAGACAUGGAUUCAUCGAGCAUCCCGACCAAGUUCAAGUACAAGCCUCCAAAACAGCCUCACUAUAAUCAGGACAAGACAGCAGAGUUUAUUAUCAGGACCCUUCAGUUUCUAGUUCCGCUGAUCAUCUUAGGCGUGGCGGUCGGUAUCCGUUUCUACACCAAAUCAAAAUAACCAUUGAAACUGGGAAAGUAAUUGAUAGACAUUAUGAAAAUAUGGUAGUGUUGAAAGAAUCCUGCUUGUUUUCUGCUUUGGAAAUUGAACUGCAAUUGCUCGGGAUUGCCAGGAUGUGAUCUUUCUCCGUCCCAAAUAACAUGUUAAUGUAUGCACUGUCAAUGUAUUCUGCAUUUAUAUAUCCCAUCAUUUUUCUCAUCA